GACACACGGUCCAGCGCCAUGGGAAUCAGCGAAGGAUGCGCGGAGGCUACUCACCUGACGAGGCUGACGAUCGUGUUGCUGUUUCUGGGCAGUGUCAGCAACUGGAUCGCAUUCUGCACCGACUCCUGGUCUCUGAGCACCGACAUAUUUGACAACCUAGGUGUCGGACUUUGGCGGCGUUGCUCGCUCGACGGACUCUGCGUCACCACCGACGGCACCCGACAUGAAUGGUUCGCCGGGGUGCAAUCGUGUGAAGUUUUCGCUUUCAUGGGAAUGAACAUCGCCGCCAUCCUCGCCAUCCUGUACGCCUUCAAGAAGUCCUGUCGGUACAACACUGAGGUCAGGGUGGGCAUCGUCCUCGGCGGCAUUGUGGGAGGCGCUGGUCAUCUGACUGCUGUUAUUGUGUUUGGCAUCCUGAGGAGGUCGUUAUAUUCGUCGACUUACAGCUCGAGAGAAGCUUACAGCUUACGAGAGAAGCUCGGUUUCUCCUACGGUUUUGCAGUUGCCGCCUCCUUCUUCUCCUUUGCCUCUGCCAUUGUCACCGCCAUAGACAUAUUCGUGUCGCCCACCAGCAGCCCACCCCGUUCAAAAGAAACUGGUCCUUGGAAUGAUCUUACGAGCACCGGGCCCUAGGAGCAACUCGUCCUGAGAGACGCGAACUGUUGAGGUUUCACGAGCGAGCUUGGACAUUUGAUAUUGUUGGUGAUACAGAGAGAUGAGGGUGUGGUCACCCGUCCACAAGACGACUGUCCCCUACAGGGGUGUGUUUUUAUUAGGUUAGUCAUAGAAAAUAUAUAUUUGUGGACUGAGGAAACAUCAGCUACUAGUGACUGCAACUGAGUCGUGAGUACAGUGAGCGGUGUUUAGCAGCGACAUCGUGAGUACCAACCAUCGACGGACGAUAACUGAGAAAAAAUGUAUCUGAAUUGAGAUUUUGGUUCUUUUACCUUUAUCGUUUAUUGUUCAUGCAGCGGUUCCUGUAACAUUUCUUUUCAUAAAUAAAUCUUAGACAGGACCUGCAAGAGGCAGAUGUAGCUGUCUUUGUUCAGAACAGGUGUGUGGGUAUUUGUGCGUGUUCACGUGUAUGUUAAUAAAGGUUGCCAGGAGUA
Messenger RNA from Pomacea canaliculata, 1109 nucleotides. RefSeq lists its product as uncharacterized. The coding region runs from base 19 to 633 and encodes 204 amino acids. The transcript has 5 exons. The record is from RefSeq and is a predicted model, not a curated record. NCBI's taxonomy places the organism in Eukaryota, Metazoa, Mollusca, Gastropoda, Architaenioglossa, Ampullariidae.